CUGUCUUUUAAACAAAAGUAUAGACGAAAACUAUAUACCAUUUAUAAGCUGGAUAUAGUAAGUCUAGUUGUCAGAAGCAACGUAAACAUGUCGGGUCUCCUGGAACCAACUUUGUACAUCAUCAAGGGCAUUGCCAUCCUUGACAAUGAUGGGAACAGGUUGCUUGCGAAGUACUACGACCCAAACGUCUUCCCAACAGUAAAGGAAGAGAAGAAAUUUGAAAAGAAUCUCUUCCAGAAAACACACAGAGCCAAUGCAGAGGUCAUCAUGCUCGAUCGUCUUACCUGUGUCUACCGCUCAAAUGUUGAUCUUUUCUUCUAUGUCAUGGGCUAUUCACAUGAAAAUGAGCUCAUAUUGGUGUCAGUGUUGAGUUGUCUCUAUGACGCAGUCUCAGCUAUCUUGAGAAAAAAUGUUGAAAAGCGGACCCUGUUGGACAACCUUGACAUUAUUAUGUUGGCUGUAGAUGAGAUCUGUGAUGGAGGGAUUCCUUUGGAGACCGACGCUCAAGUUGUUAGUCAGCGUGUGGCACUAAGGCUGGAGGAGAGCCCAUUCAACGACCAGACUGUCACACAGCAAGUGCGCCAGAAACUCGAGUCCACAACAGGCGCGGUUCUUCAGUCUGCCCGUGAACAGCUGAAGUGGUCGCUGCUCAAGUGAUGAAGAGACCGCCAGAGGAAGAAUUGAAGAGAACCAUAUGGAUAUGAAUGUGUAUAGUCCUUUGGUCCAGUUAUUUUGACUUAUAGAUUUAUGGGGUGUUUUAAGUGGCUGUAUUCUUUAUAAUGAGUUAUGUUGUUAUUGAAGAAUGUGUUUAUGUUGAUUUCACUUUCAUGAAGGUAGAAGGAAAAGGCAUGUAGACACAUUUGAGAAAGAUGUGACAUUGCUUAUAAUUUUUAUGUAUUAUAUUUAUUUUCUUUAUGAAUAUAAUUUUAGUAUGAUUUCCCUUCUUCCUCACCAUACAAACUUUUAAAUAUAUUGGAAAUAUAAUAGUGAUGAUGUGGAUACAUUACUGUCAUGAAAUUUGUAGUUCAAACAUUAACUUUUAGUUGUAGGAAAUAGUGUUUCAUGUUGUGCAGAAAAAUCUUGUUUACUGAAAAUAUUUCUAUCAACAUCUUUACAUAAAAGAACACCUUAAUAUAGAUGAAAAUAAACCAGUGAAACCAUGUUUUAGCAGGAUGUUUAUAAAAUCUAUCAAGUAAAAUUUUCUACAAAAUCAAUUUGUUGUUUUUACCAUGUUGUAUAGCUGUAGAGUAUAUCAUAUUUUGGAAAGUAAACAGGCUGUUAAAGUAGCACUAGAAUUAACAAAGUGUGGCAGUGACAGAACCAAGUGCUAAAGGGAGCAAAGUUGUUGUCCAAUUGUUAUGGUUAACCCAUUGGAUCUGGUUGCAUCACGGCAAUCAAAUCACCAAAAACCGGGCGUUAGGCUUACAUGAGUGCUGCUCUGCCAGGUAUGCACAAACACUGCUGUGCAGUGGCAUGAUUCUCUGCCUCCUAUUUGCAAAAUUAUUUACUCCUUUUAGGCAUAAGCAUUUUAGCUUUUUGGCCAUUUUCCAAAAGCUAUAUAUGCAUUCUCCACAUGGUAAUUGUAUUUUUGCCCCCCCCCCCUUUUAUUUAUUUAUUUGCACAGACUUGUAGACAACCUAAAAAGUAAAACAAUGUUAUUUGCCCUUUUUUUUAAUGUAAUAUUCAAUUUUCUGUAAAACAACCUGUGUCGCCACUCGUGGUGCGAGGAAUACAAUGCUGAUAAUUGUAUUCAGCUCACGGACAUUUCAUUCCACACACAUACAUCAAUAGGAAAAGUGCAAAAUUGCCAAAUGAGUAAAAAAAAAAAAAAAAAAUCAUGAUGUGAUAGUCAUGUCUCCCAGAUCCAAGAGGUUAACAGCCUACUGUAUGUUAAAUAGCUCACAAGGUAGGAAGGUAGAACACCUCUUAUGUAUCAGAACACUUGAAUUACCAGGUUAAUGAGAUAGCCGUAGAACAAUUUUUAUGAGGACACUGUUAGAGGACAGUAUGAGCCACAUCUUCCCAAAACAUUCCAUUUUGAACAUGGAUAUAGUUUGCAGAAAUAGUACACUAACACUUCUGCAUCUGGAAAGUAUCUUGUUGUGGCUCAUUUUUAAAGAUUCAGAUGGAAAUCUUACAUAGCAAUUUAAAUAAUUAAAUUGUAAGAAUCAAAAAUCUUGCAAUUCCACACUAGAGGAAAAAUAUCAAGUAUGUAAAACUUUUCCUGAACAAUACACUUCCAGCUGAAUAAAUGCUUCCUCAGAC
Penaeus indicus is the source of this 2265-nucleotide messenger RNA. RefSeq names its product coatomer subunit zeta-1-like (gene zetaCOP). The record is from RefSeq and is a predicted model, not a curated record. Gene Ontology annotation, biological process: intra-Golgi vesicle-mediated transport; intracellular protein transport; retrograde vesicle-mediated transport, Golgi to endoplasmic reticulum. Bases 88 to 657 code for a protein of 189 amino acids. NCBI's taxonomy places the organism in Eukaryota, Metazoa, Arthropoda, Malacostraca, Decapoda, Penaeidae. The transcript has 6 exons. Gene Ontology annotation, cellular component: COPI vesicle coat.